GUAAACAAUUGUCAGUCAGUGUCAAAAAUUUCCUCCGAGAGGAUCCGUGUCCCUGGUGUCUACGGCGAACCGAAAUCUCCUAGCUUCGGGAAUCAUGAAGCCCCGAUGGAAUCUUGUGGUCUCCCUCGGCAUAUUGCUGCACAUCGUCACUUUAGCUAGUGCUAAAGCCAUCAUCGACCAGAAAGCCGAGGAAACACAGAACAGCAAUGUGCCGGAACAGACGGUAGGCGCCCAGAAGCGAAUCGGUUACGACUAUCCGGCGCCCGCCGAGCCAAUAACCUUCGAUGAUCAACACCACCAUCACGAAGAAUCCUUUGUGGAUAAUCUUCAGGCGGUACCGCUGGUCGAUGAUCACCAUCACCACCACGAGGAAGCGGUGAUAGAGGAUCAUCACCAUCAUCACGAGGAGCACCAUCCCGAUCCGGGAUAUUGGAAGAAGAAACUCAUCUGGAAGGAAGGCUGGAAGAAGAUAUGGAAACCGGGCAAGAAGCAGAUCUGGAAGCCCGAUUGGAAGAAGAUCUGGAAGCCCAUCUGGGUGCCGACGCAGAUUCCAGUGUGGAAAGACAUACAGGUCCCAGCCUGGAAACAAAUCUGGAAACCAGUUUGGAAGGAAAUUCAGGUUCCCGCGUGGAAAGAAAUCCAAGUGCCGGAUUGGAAGAAGAUCUGGAAACCAAUUUGGGUCCCGAUAAAGGUACCAGCAUGGAAGGAGGUGCAAGUUCCGGCCUGGAAGCAAAUCUGGAAGCCAGUGUGGAAGGAAAUUCAGGUGCCCGAUUGGAAGGAAGUUCAAGUGCCAGCGUGGAAACAGGUUUGGUAUCCGUCGUGGGUGAAGGUAGGCAUUCCUGGCGAAAAGUUCCUGGGUAAGGAUCACGACGGAUGGGAAUACACCAGCCACGAUCUGUGGAAGAAGAAACUGGUGUGGAAAUCAGCGUGGAAGAAGAUCUGGAAAACGGAACAGAAGCAAAUCUGGCGAACGGACAAAAAGCUAGAGUGGAAGGCUGCUUGGAAGCAGAUUUGGAAGCCAGCCAAGAAACAAAUUUGGGUCGAAGACAAGAAGCUAUCUUGGAAGGAAGCUUGGAAGCAAGUGUGGCGAACUGAGAAAAAACAGGUGUGGGUUCCGGAGAAGAAGCUCGAGUGGAAGGCUGCCUGGGUUCAGACGUGGAAGCCUAGCAAGAAACUCAUCUGGGUCCCGGACAAGAAACUCGAGUGGAAGGAAGCCUGGAAGCAAAUUUGGGUGCCCGCGUGGAAGGAAACCUGGGACCCGGCGUGGAAGCAGAUUUGGAAACCUGUGUGGAUCUCCGAGUGGUUCCCAUCGCCCGAUCCUCACGAGCAUCAUCAUCAUCACGAAGUCGAGUCCGGCUGGGACCGUAAGGAUGCGGCUGCCGGGACGAAGGUCGUUUUCAAGCGAAGCGAAACUGCUUCCGCACAACCAAAGGCCGUUGAGGCUGCCCCGGAAGCGGCGGCCAUCAUCACACCGGCGGUGGUGAAAACCGACACCACAGAGAACAAAUCCGUCUUCCGGUUUCCCUGAGCACAAACUCACCCUGCUAGAUCCUAAGCUACUCCUAGACAUUAGUACCCUCGUACACACAAAGUCAUCUAGUUGUUAACUAGAGUUACCCCAGUAUUUAAUUAAUUUUAAUCGAGAACGUGUACAUACCACAAAGCUAGACAAAAAGCAAACACCUAGUGCUAAGUAUUUGUUUUUUUUUUUUACGACAAUACUCGUUUUCACCGUUUUCCAGUGAUAAUUGUGAUUCCACACUAAUCGAACUGGCCGAUCGUCAGUUGUCAUGAAUGGCAUGAAACGAUGAUCGGUGGUUUCAUAAUCGCCAUCCAUUCAUCCUCUUCAGCUGUAAGAAUGUUAUCUUCUCGUUUUGCUCAUGUGAAUUAAUGACUAAGAAUGAAAGAUUGAAAAUAAUGAAAUCAUUGCCCCAUAAGA
Molecule: messenger RNA, 1939 nt
Organism: Ochlerotatus camptorhynchus
Lineage: Eukaryota; Metazoa; Arthropoda; Insecta; Diptera; Culicidae
Exons: 4
Coding region: 95-1528 (477 amino acids)
Source: RefSeq, a predicted model, not a curated record